Notolabrus celidotus (New Zealand spotty) is the source of this 1327-nucleotide messenger RNA. RefSeq names its product glutathione S-transferase kappa 1-like. NCBI's taxonomy places the organism in Eukaryota, Metazoa, Chordata, Actinopteri, Labriformes, Labridae. Gene Ontology annotation, molecular function: glutathione transferase activity; glutathione peroxidase activity. The record is from RefSeq and is a predicted model, not a curated record. The transcript is spliced from 8 exons. The coding region runs from base 413 to 1099 and encodes 228 amino acids. Gene Ontology annotation, biological process: glutathione metabolic process. Gene Ontology annotation, cellular component: mitochondrion; peroxisome.
UCAAGAGGUGGCGGUAAUGCGCAUUUAUGCUGUUUUGUCAACCAUGAAAACAAACCAAGAAGAACAGAUUGCGAAUAAGUAAAAGAAGAAAACGAAGCUAAUCGAGAAACACUGAGUUACUGAGUGUGUCCUGAGGAGGGCAGUAUUGUUAUGUUUCGGUAACUUAAUUGCACUAUAUUUGCUUUCAGACAUUGUUAUUGACCUUAUCCGCGUGGUGCUUGCAGAUCUAGCGAGCUGUGGCUAACUGAAAGCUACACAUAUACUUUGAUUUCUCAGCUAAAUAACCAAGUUAAGAUCAUUUAAACCAGCAGGGACUCGUUUUUAUACUGUCAGUGGACCAACUACUUGGGCUAACCAUUACACCAAGAAGACCUACGUCAGGUUUAAGCUCGCUGACUCCACAGAUCUGAAAAUGACAUCCAAGAAAGUGGUUGAGCUGUUCUACGAUGUGGUUUCUCCGUACUCUUGGCUGGGCUUUGAGGUUAUGUGCAGAUACAGAACCGUGUGGAAUAUAGAGCUGAGACUGCGCCCUGCCUUUCUGGGUGGCAUUAUGCAUGGAUCUGGCAACAGGCCCCCCGGUCUGGUCCCAAACAAAUUCAUGUAUAUGAACCAGGAUCUGACCCGCUUGGCAAAGUAUUUUAACGUCCCCUUGCAGUCUCCAGCCAAUCCUGCUGAGGCCAUGUUCGAAAAAGGCUCCUUGUCUGCGAUGCGAUUUGUCACAGCAGUACAGGAGAGGGAGAAGGCAGGAGAUGAGCAGGUGGAGCGGGUGUCACGGGAGCUGUGGAGAAGGAUCUGGAGUGAGGACAAAGACAUCGUUGAACCUGCAUCAUUAUCUGAGGCAGCACGGAAAGCUGGUUUGACAGAAAGUGAGAUUGAAGAAGUGCUGAAUUUGUACACCUCAAAGAAGAUCAAAGACAAGCUGAAAGGCUCCUCAGAAGCUGCAUUGGAGUAUGGGGCGUUUGGAUUCCCCAUGAUUGUGUGUCAUUUAAAAGACAAGCCACUGAUGUUCUUCGGAUCUGACAGAUUUGAGCUCAUGGCCGACUGCAUUGGUGAAAAGUGGCUGGGACCUCAGCCUAACAAGUCAGCUGCCAAACUGUGAGAGGAAGAGCUGCCUCACACACUGCUGGUGUGCUCACAGUUUUUUCAAUUAACAUUGCAUUGAAACUCAGAUUCUUUUCUAAUUGUUCAAACUUCUUAUUGCCUGUGCCGUGCCUUGUGAAACCAUUUAUCAUAUUUCAUAUGUAAUUAAAUAACAAAGAUCAGUGUAAAUAUUGUAGUAUACGUAUUAUGUGCCUAUUAAAAGGGACACUGACCACAUGCAGAUGAA